Messenger RNA from Ixodes scapularis (black-legged tick), 4647 nucleotides. It is a transcript of the gene singed, whose product is annotated as protein singed. The record is from RefSeq and is a predicted model, not a curated record. NCBI's taxonomy places the organism in Eukaryota, Metazoa, Arthropoda, Arachnida, Ixodida, Ixodidae. Gene Ontology annotation, biological process: actin filament bundle assembly; establishment or maintenance of cell polarity; cell migration. Gene Ontology annotation, cellular component: cytoplasm; actin cytoskeleton. Gene Ontology annotation, molecular function: actin filament binding; protein-macromolecule adaptor activity. The transcript is spliced from 8 exons. Bases 898 to 2439 code for a protein of 513 amino acids.
UCAAAGACGUGGUCGCUGGUAGCUGAGUUGCGUUAGGACUUGUGGCCGGGUCAGCAGCUACCUGGUUUUUUGGACGGUUGUUUUGGCAUCAUCUGUGUGUCCGCAGGCCCGGAUCGCCGCAGUUCUUGUGCCCUCUUGGAAGACGUGGGUUCUGGUAGCCGAGUUGCCUUAGGACCUGUGGCCGAGUCAACAGUGCAGCUACCUCGUCUUUGGUGCUUAGACGGUUGUAAGCGCAAGGUCCUUGUGUCCAGGCCUGGAUCGCCACACUUCCUGUGUCCUCUCCAUAGACGUGGGCUCUGGUAGCUGAGUUCCCUUGGGACUUGUUGCCUUACCGGAACGUCCUGGUCAACGCUGCCACGUGGUCUUUGUUCUAUCGGACUGUUGUUUCAAAGAUUCACCCGACCAGGCACAGCUCGCCACAGUUGUGUCCUCUUCAAAAACGUGGUCUCUGGUAGCUGAGUUUCGUUGGGACUUGUUGCCGUGCCAGGACGCCUUGGUCAGCCCUGCUACCUUGUAGCCUGUCGUGCUCAAGAGUUGUGCGUCCAGGGCAGUUCGCCUCAGCUCUUGUGUCCUCUUCAAACAAGUGUCUCUUGACCAUCGGAGCUGCCUUAGUCCGUGGUGUGAUCCCCGAUUUCGGUCUGGUAGCCAACGCCCUCGGACUGUCGCAGCUCGCCACAGUAUCAGCUAGUGUCUUCCUCUUCAAAGACGUGCUUUCUUAGCGGCACUACCUUAAUUGCUUAGUGCAGUUUGUUAGAACGGACAGCGGCGGUGGACCUCUUCCUUGCAUCCUGGUGCGGUCUCGGAGGCUUCAUCUUCAGCAACGUUUUUUGGGGCCCCACAGCGUCUUGAAAGGAAUUUCUCUUUUGUACACAGGAUUCCUGCGACUUUUGGCGUGUCAUGAGGAUCGACAACAGGAGCCUGCUGAAGAUGCUGAACGGCCACAACGGCGGAGACGCGUCGUCUGCGACGUUGUCUUGGAGCGUGGGGCUUCUGAACGGCGCCCACAAGUACCUCACAGCUGAGACGUUUGGGUUCAAGGUGAAUGCCAAUGGGGCGGCCCUGAAGAAGAAGCAGCUGUGGACCCUGGAGCCCUGCUGCGUGCCCGGUGAGGACCAGGCCGCGGUGCGCCUGCGCUCCCACCUGGGACGCUACCUGGCGGUGGACCAGUUCGGCAACGUGACCUGCGAGGACGAGGAGGCCGGCGAGGGCUCCCGCUUCCACAUCACGGUGUCGGGGGACUCCCGGGGCCAGUGGGCGCUGCGCAACUCUAACCGAGGCUACUUCCUGGGGGCCUCAGGCGACCAGCUGGUCUGCGUGGCCAAGGCCCCAGGGUCGGCCGAGCUCUGGACCGUGCACCUGGCCGCCAGGCCCCAGGUGACCAUCCGGUCGGCCGGGCGCCGGCGGUUUGCCAGGCUGUCGUCUGCCGGUGACGAGAUCCAGGUGGACGCAGCGACGCCCUGGGGCGAGGACACGCUGUUCACGCUGGAGUUCCGGGACGGCCGCUAUGCCUUGCACACAGGCAACGACCGUUACCUGGCCCCUGACGGGAAGCUCCUGGAGACGUGCGCCCCAGAGUGCCUCUUCAGCCUGGAGUUCCACUCAGGGUACCUGGCCCUGCGCGACCUGAACCUGCGCUACCUGUCCCCCAUCGGGUCCAAGGCAGUGAUGCGCACCCGCUCCAACUCGGUGACCAGGGAUGAGCUCUUCUCGCUCGAAGACUCUGUGCCGCAGGCGGCCUUUGUCGGCUUCAACGGGAAAUAUGUCUCCGUCAAGCAGGGUGUGGACGUGACGGCCAAUCAGGACGAAGUGUCCGACCACGAGACGUUCCAGCUGGAGUGGGACAAGGGUACCGGACGCUGGCUGGUGCGCACGAUGCAGGACAAGUACUGGACGCUCGAGAGUUCCUCCGGGAUCCAGGCCAACGCUGACAAGGGGUCAUCCAACUGCCUGUUUGAGCUGUGCUGGCAGGCUGACGGGAGCCUCACCCUGGUGGCCAACAACGGGAAGCUGGUGGGGGCCAAGAAGAGCGGCCACCUGUUUGCCAACUGCGAGGCGGGGGACCCCGCGGCCAAGUUCCACUUUGCCCUGGUGAACCGUCCCGUGCUGGUGCUGCGUUGCGACCAGGGCUUCGUGGGGCGCAAGGGCCCCUCCUCGCCCAAGCUGGAGUGCAACCGGGCCAGCUACGAGGUGGUGCACGUGGAGCGGGGGGACCGGGGCGUCUGCCUCCUUAAGGGCAACAACGGCAAGUACUGGGGCGUCGCGGAGGACGGUUCCGUGUCCGUCGACGCGGACGACUGCCGCGGCUUCUACGUGGAGCUGCGCGAGCCGUCCCGGCUGUGCCUCAAGACGGCCGACGGAUCCUACCUCAAUGCGGACAAGAACGGAGCCUUCAAGGCUGGGGCUGCGGACCCCGAGCAGGCCACCCUCUGGGAAUACUAGAAACCGUCUGCAGAGACGUCCGCACGGCCGGCCGUCCGGCUACGGCUACGGCCCCCCCACCCAACGCGGCCGGGGAAGCGGACCGUCCUCCCUUCAUCCCGACCCCUAGUUGUUUUUUUGUUUUUCUCGUGACUUUUUUUUUUUCUUUCUUUGACUCUUGGGUUUUUUUUGUGGUGGUAAUAUGUUCUUGCUCCCAUAACGCAAUUCUGACCAGUACCCGUGAGCUGAUGUGGAAGUAUCGGGUCUCGGUUUAGCUAUAUCGAUACCCUGCAGAGAUGGCUGUUUGUGUUUAGCGUUAACUAUUUCCUGCUACGUUGUCGAGGCUAUAGCAUAGCCUCUGCAGUGCUUUAACACUUUCAAAGCCACUUGCAAAUGCGAAAGGUUGUCACGUGCACGUGCUCUCGCAGAAGCGCGUGGCUGCAGCACUGUGGAGGCUAUGUCAGCCUCGACGACACAGCGCGAAAUAGUAGGUGCCGAGUACAAGUCUGUCGAGAGUGCUCGACGACGUGGCCAUACUGGAAAAACGGUACUGCCGGGAAAAUACGACCGAAUGUUACCGCCAUCCGACAUGACUUUGCCAGCGUGACCUCUGUCGUGCGAAGCCCAACUUUUAUUCGAGGAAGUGGUAAUGCGACGCAAUAUUCCUACCAAUUUGCUGAGCAGCGUUCUUGUCUCCAGACAGCAUUACAGUACUACUUGCCGUUGCUUUGCUGUGCCACCAUCUAGUGAACAAACGCUUGCUGUAUUCGGGCGACGGAAAUAUUUUACCGUUGAAACAUUUUACGACAUAAUGUGCCCACAUCGCUGAGCAGUGCCGCCGUCAAAUCGGCUACUACCGUCUAAUCUUGCUGCCAGCCAGAACUGGACUACCUUGAGCGAUUCGGGUAACCGUACCGUGCCGCCGUAAGAUCUUUAGCCUAUUUCUGUGCUCGGUGAGGUGUGGUGAGAUUCAGGAACAAAUAUUGUUUGUGUAUUUGGGGGAAUACAGUUCUUUCGUCGGUGGAUUCGGCUUUACCAGUCAACCGCACAGUAUGAGCGACGCGGUCGGCUCAGGCAUGUGAACGUGUUCAUCUGUGGAGGUUCCCCAAGACACGACGAAAUCUGAGAUUAUUAUUCGUACCGAGAUUGUUUCUAUCUAGCGAAUGUAAACAUAAAGUGAACUGGCAUCGACCAAGUGAAUUGUACCAUAAAUUUUUUUUUUAAGAGACUUUCUAGCUUAACGCAGGCACAAUACACUCUUGGCAGUAUUGCACCAUGCCGACACUUUUUUUGUUUUCUGGACGUCUUUUCGUCUUCCGCUUUGCAAUCAUUUUUUUCAGAAUCUCCACUACGUGUCAACGUCGGACGCUUUCGACCCCCCCCCCCCCUCCUCCUUCUCCCGAGAUCAAAUAAUUUAUGUCGGAAAACCCCCUAAUGUAACAAGUGCGAGACUCGACGUCUCGUUGUGUAAAGCGACGUCUGAUGUGUAGUUUGCAUGUGUCUGUCUUCGCUUCGAGCCUGUACGUCGUUCCUUUACUCGCGUUUACUAAAAAGCGACAGAAAGUGACGUGUGCAUUUUCGGACAGUACUCAAUGUCUCAUCGAAAACUGCAGGAACGCCGAAGGAAUCGUUUUUGUACGCAUGACGGCGGCCCACUUACUUAAACUCUGUGUCGGGCCGACGACUGGUUAGCCGGAAAUGCUCAAGAGCCAUGAGAAUGAUGCUCUCUAAUCAAAUCACUCGUGCUUUAUUUGCAACAAACAUCAUAGCUUCCGGAAAGGACGGUGCGGCAUCGUGCGACCACGACUCUGCCCUUAGGAAUGUGUAACUGGACGCAACUCUUUCCUACUCUGACACAUGCCAAAUGGUUGACAUUCCUUCCACUCUAUAGUUGUAUAGUAGGUUUAUACAUUUUUUUACACGACUACUCUCGGCAAACAACCCUGCGCGGUGGAAUGUGCGGAAAUUUGAAGACGGCGCCGCCGGCCGUUUUCAUUUGACAUUGCGUCUGCUCGCUCUGUGUAGCUUUAUUUUCGUAGAGUAUUGUUGAUACUAUAUAUAUAUAUAUAUAUAUAUAUACUUUUUUGUGUUUUUUUUUUUUGUUUUUUUUCGGAGCUGGAAUGGGCUCUUCUUGCCGACGGUGCGGGCUGGAAUUUUUUCAAGUGUGUGUGACCAGUUUUUGCAUGUUUAUAUACCGAAACUUUACGAAAUACAACCAAUUUUCAGUCA